Gordionus sp. m RMFG-2023 is the source of this 1225-nucleotide messenger RNA. Its product is annotated as vacuolar protein sorting-associated protein VTA1 homolog. Gene Ontology annotation, biological process: late endosome to vacuole transport via multivesicular body sorting pathway. NCBI's taxonomy places the organism in Eukaryota, Metazoa, Nematomorpha, Gordioida, Chordodea, Parachordodidae. The transcript is spliced from 7 exons. Bases 23 to 994 code for a protein of 323 amino acids. The record is from RefSeq and is a predicted model, not a curated record. Gene Ontology annotation, cellular component: multivesicular body.
ACGAGUAAAUUUAGUUAUUAAAAUGGUUUUAGAAAUACCUCAAACUUUGAGACCAAUUCAGAUAUAUUUAAGAUUAGCUGAUGAACAUCAAAUCCGUGAUCCUGUUAUCGCAUAUUAUUGCCGCUUACAUGCAUUACAGGAAGGGAUGAAAAUAAACAAGAGUUCCAAAGAAUGCUUAUUAUAUUUAACCAAUCUUAUGGAAAUUUUAGAGAAAAUAAAGAAAGAAAAUAAAGGAAAUGAUACCUUUACUAGUGAGAUUGUUGGACAAGCUUAUGUUGAAGCCUAUGCUUUAAAAUUAUUUGUAUAUGCAGAUACUGAAGAUAGGAAUUCAAAUUUUAAUAAAAAUGUGAUUAAAGCCUUUUUCUCAGCCAGUAUAUUAUUUGAUGUUUUAUCUUUGUUUGGGCCCAUCACAGAUGAAAUAGAGCAACAAAGAAAAUAUGCAAAAUGGAAAGCUGCUUACAUUAAUGAUUGUAUUAAAAAAGAGAUACAACCAAAGCCAGGCCCCCAAUCAGCCUCUGAACCUAUAUCAGAUGAUUUGCCAUUACCAAUAGACUCAAGCAGCAAAAAAACAUUAAACACUAAUAAUUUAAUAUCAAGAAAACCUGAUUCAUCAGAUAAUAUUAUUCAUGGUGAUAAGGAUUUUAACAGUUCUGAUAGUGAUACACAUGACAAUCCCAAUAUAAAAAAUUCUAACAAUAAUAAAACAACAAUAAAUUCUUCAACAUUCAUUGAUCAUGACAAUAUCCCCCAAAUCUUCAAUAACCCUCGACCUUCCAUUCCAAAUAACCUUCCUAUUAGAAAUAAUAUUCCAAUUCAGGGUUAUAGAACAUCUCCUAUGGAUGAACAUUCUGGCAUAGAUCCUUUAGAAUGCGCUAAUGCUGAAAAAUUAUGCAAGUUUGCUUAUAGUGCCCUACAAUAUCAAGAUAUCCCAACUGCCAUAACCAAUUUACAACAAUGUCUAAGUAUUCUCCUCAAGUUUCAAAAUAAGCAGUAAUAAUAUGGUAAUGGCGGAUAUAGAUGAGAUUAUAUAGAUUAAUAGAUAUACGAAUUUACAUUAUGAAUAUUUUGAUGCGCAAUAAUUGUAUUUAUUUAAAAUAAAUAUAUGCCAGUUAUUCUUUCCCAUAUUGCGUGUGCAUUAUAUAAAAUUAAUUUUUCCGUUGAUUAGUUUAGGCAUAAUGUAAGAUCCCACAUGCUGUAGAGACCCAAGUGUUCAUUUUGUUUUUUU